AUGCUUCCUGCACGCGCUGGGGCACUACGCUCGCUGGCCUAUCACUACGUCACUUUUACAGCAAACGACGCCACCCAUACCGCCACUCCCGAUGCGCCAGUUCGACGGCAACGAAAGGGCAUGUGCAGCCUCCGCUGCUCCCCCGCCAGCGUACCGGCGAUAGCUCACACGCGGCGUCAGCGGGCUUUACUGCUCGGCUGCAGCGCCGCGCGCCUUCCAUUCUCCUGCCAUGGUGAACCGCUCAUGAUGUCGUGUCGCUUCAAUUCCGUCAGGCAAACGAUUGCAAGCUCGGCCCUCGACGAUCGAUUCAUCACAUACCUUCGCUCGUUACUUCGGUCAACAGGACCGAUACCCAUCUCGAAGCUGGCAAGCAUGAUAGGUGAUGAGCACCUGGAGCGUCUCGUGGUCAGGUACGAUUUAAAUGGUCAGUUUAUCCGGCGGCACCCCGAGGCAUUCGUCGUGGUGCAGAUGCCCGGUCGUGUGCACGUGGCCAUGCUGAAUGACGCGGCGUCGCUGUUCCGUUCGAGCGAGCACAAGACGCUCGGGCUCCGCGUCAUUGGGCUGCUGACAGUCGCGCAGCACAUGACAGGCACCCAGGUGGCAACCUCGCUUGGCUUCUCCUCGGCGACGCCGACAGUAACCGAACUCUGCAAAGCCCUGCGGCAUUGGUCACUUGUCUCCCCCAUACAACUGAAGAGGUUCUUUCACCAGUAUGAGGAGGUGUUCUGGUAUCAUCCCAUGUCACUGUACGUGCGGCUGCGUUGUUCAAAGGCCUGCACGCCGGCGCCGGCGCCGGCGUUAGCAAGGCCAUUGCCCCCCGACCACGCUGUGACGCGUGCGCAGCACAGCAGGUUUCAGCUGUGGCUCAGCGCGGUACUGCCAUCCCAGUACCACGUGCCACUAUCGUACCUGAUGGAUGCAGCGGUCACGGCAAACAUGUCAGCGACCCUAUUCGGUUGCGAAGCGCCAUCGCUGGAGGACGUGCGGCACGCUUUCCAGCAGUUGCCACCGCAGUUCGUGGACGUGCGCGCGUUCGGCGCCUCACCGAUGGCCAUCUUUGUCCGUCUGCUACGGCCAGAGCCGCUGCUGCUGCAGGCCGGGGUACGUACCUACACGUCAGAUGCACCGCCACCGGAGAGCGUAGCCAGUCGCCACGACCCCACACUACUGGGCCGCAAGCUCACUGAGGCCCUGCAGAAAGGGGCAGCAGAGGAUCACCUGAAGCAUUUACGGCUGGUGCAGGGCCUUCAUAUGGUGCACUUGCGCGACUGCGUGCCGGCGGACCUGGUGCGCGAAAUCGAGAUGUUCUACGGCCUCGUCGAGGGGGGCGAUCUCCGCGUUAGCAUCCUCCUCCUCGACCGACUACGACACUUGUGGGAGGUGCAGCUGGACUCCUCUCGAGUGCGGCCGUGGGCCUUCUUGCCGGCGUCGGAGCAGCCCUCCUCGUUGACGCUGGAGACAUCGCCGGUACCGCGAGUGAUGGUGCACCUGCAGCGCAUUUUGGCGGACAAUGGCCCUCAACUUCCCGCUGACCUCUACGCGGAACUUCCGAUGGACUUGCAAGAAGCGCUGCUGCGGACCUAUGGGCCUGUGGAGGAGGCGGACGCGCUGCCGGAUACGACGACUGGCGCAGACGCCAUUUCCUCUUUUGUCGAAACACACUCGCUCUUCUUCAUGAGGCAGGGCGAUCGCGUCUACACGCCUCGCCUCGCCGCCGAGGAGCUGCAACACCCGACGAAGGCUGAUGGGGCUCGUUGGGGAGUGAGGGGGCGUGAGGAUGGCGCGUGCGUUGGGAAGCCGCUUGACCCAGCAUCGACUCCAUGGCGCCCAGCGAAGCAAGAUGUAGAGAUGUCUGAGAUCGAGAUUGCACAGUUCCUUCACGACGCCAUCCCCGUCGGGCAGCCGGUAGCGGUGGACGCUCUGCGCUCUGCCCUGGUCAAAGAGCGGCGGAGACGCGGCUUGGCAGGCGAAAAAGCGCGCCGCUUUGUCCGCCGCGAAUUCUUUGAGAGGUAUAAACGGCUCUUCAAACUGUACGAGUACUUUGCCUACGACAAGCUGAUUGUUGGCCGUGCAGAGGAUCCCUCACCGCCGCCGCACGUGCUGCAGCCACGUAUGACGAACAUUGGGCAGGUAAUCAAGUUUAUUGCCCUCUUUUCAUCCGAGUCAGCCAGCGACGGCGCGCUCACGCGCGCUCUACCGCGCGACGGCCGCAUGUUACUCAAAGCUGUUGGGAGUGUCACCGAUCUUGCGGAGCAGCUUCCGAUGUGGUUCCUCGCGCAGCGAGACAAGCACAACUUUUCUUCCUCCCUUAUUCGCUACAUAGGGCCUCUGGCGGAGUCUGAGAAGCCAUCGGCGUGGGCGCUGAAGCCUCCCCCAUCAGGUGUGCUUACGCGCAAGGUGCCCAAUGAUCCAUUUGCCGAUAUUGGGUCAGAGGAGCUGGAUGGAAAACCUGCUGAGUGGAAUGAUGAUUGGAACGAGGAUGAGCUCGACGGAGAUACGAAGCAGGCGGCAAGCGAGUCACCACUGACAUGA
Leishmania mexicana MHOM/GT/2001/U1103 is the source of this 2532-nucleotide messenger RNA. RefSeq lists its product as hypothetical. Bases 1 to 2532 code for a protein of 843 amino acids. The transcript has a single exon. Lineage: Eukaryota; Euglenozoa; Kinetoplastea; Trypanosomatida; Trypanosomatidae. The record is from RefSeq and is a predicted model, not a curated record.